GAGUGUAUGCUCUGUGUGUCACUGUGGAUUGUAGUUUAAAAAGCUUUACUGCCGUCAUUCAGAAGCUGGAUGGCGUGGGACAUGUGCAACCAGGACUCUGUAUGGAGUGACAUAGAGUGUGCUGCUCUCGUUGGUGAAGACCAGCCUCUUUGCCCAGAUCUCCCAGAACUUGACCUCUCUGAACUAGACGUGAAUGACUUGGAUGCCGACGGCUUCCUAGGUGGACUCAAGUGGUGUAGCGACCAAUCAGAAAUCAUUUCCAAUCAGUACAGCAAUGAAUCUUCAAAUAUAUUUGAGAAGAUAGAUGAAGAGAAUGAGGCAAACUUGCUAGCAGUUCUCACAGAAACAUUGGACAGUCUCCCUGUGGAUGAGGAUGGAUUGCCCUCAUUUGAUGCACUGACAGAUGGAGAUGUGACCAAUGACAAUGAUGCUAGCCCUUCGCCUAUGCCCGACGGCACCCCUCCAACUCAGGAGGCAGAAGAGCCGUCUCUACUUAAGAAGCUCUUACUGGCUCCAGCCAACACUCAGCUAAGUUAUAAUGAAUGCAGUGGUCUCAGUACUCAGAACCAUGCAAAUACUAAUCAUAGGAUCAGAACAAACCCUGCGGUUGUUAAGACCGAGAAUUCAUGGAGCAAUAAAGCAAAGAGCAUUUGUCAACAGCAAAAGCCACAAAGGCGUCCCUGCUCGGAGCUCCUCAAGUAUCUGACUACAAAUGAUGACCCUCCUCAGACCAAACCAACAGAGAGCAGGAACGGCAGCAAAGACAAAUGCCCUUCCAAAAAGAAGCCCCAUCUCCAGUCUCAGCCGCACCAUUUGCAAGCCAAACCAACAAGUUUAUCACUUCCUUUGACACCCGAGUCACCAAAUGAUCCCAAGGGUUCCCCAUUUGAGAACAAGACUAUUGAAAGAACCUUAAGUGUGGAACUCUCUGGAACUGCAGGCCUAACUCCACCUACGACUCCUCCUCAUAAAGCUAAUCAAGAUAAUCCUUUUAGGACUUCUCCAAAGCCGAAGUCAUCCUGUAAAAGCAGUGUGCCACCUUCAAAGAAACCCCGCUAUAGCGAAUCUUCUGGUACCCAAGUAAAUAAUCCCACUAAGAAAGGUCCAGAACAAUCCGAGCUGUAUGCUCAGCUCAGCAAGACUUCAGUGCUAUCCAGCGGACAGGAGGAGAGAAAGACAAAAAGGCCUAGUUUACGGCUAUUUGGAGACCAUGACUACUGUCAAUCGAUUAAUGCAAAAACUGAAAUCCGCAUUAAUUUAUCACAGGAGCUCCAGGUCUCUGGACAACUAGAAUAUAAAGAUGCCUCCCCUGGAUGCCAGGGGCAGACUCGUUCUUCCACAGACCCAGACCAGUGCUACACAAGAGAGACUUUUCAGGCGAGCAAGCAGGGUUCCCCAUGCGGCCACAGAAAACAGCUCCAAGACCAGGAAAUCCGGGCUGAGCUGAACAAGCACUUUGGUCAUCCCAGUCAAGCUGUUUUUGAUGACGAAGCAGACAAGACCAGUGAACUGAGGAACAGUGAUUUUAGUAACGAACAAUUCUCCAAACUACCUAUGUUUAUAAAUUCAGGACUAGCCAUGGAUGGUCUGUUUGAUGACAGCGAAGAUGAAAGUGAUAAACUAAGCUACCCUUGGGAUGGGACACAAUCCUAUUCAUUGUUUGAUGUGUCACCUUCUUGCUCUUCUUUUAAUUCUCCAUGUCGAGAUUCCGUGUCUCCACCCAAAUCCUUAUUUUCUCAAAGAUCCCAAAGGAUACACUCUAGAUCAAGGUCCUUUUCUCGACACAGGUCAUGUUCCCGAUCUCCAUAUUCCAGGUCAAGAUCAAGGUCACCAGGCAGCAGAUCUUCUUCAAGAUCUUGUUACUACUAUGAGUCCAGCCAUUGCAGACAUCGGGGACACCACAGUUCUCCCUUAUAUGCAAGGUCACGCUCCAGAUCGCCCUACAGCCGAAGGCCCAGGUAUGACAGCUACGAAGAAUAUCAGCACGAAAAGCUGAAGAGGGAAGAAUACCGCAAAGAAUACGAGAAGCGAGAGUCUGAAAGGGCCAAGCAAAGGGAGAGGCAGAGGCAGAAGGCAAUUGAAGAGCGUCGUGUGAUUUAUGUUGGUAAAAUCAGACCUGAUACCACCCGGACAGAACUGAGGGACCGUUUUGAAGUUUUUGGUGAAAUUGAGGAGUGCACAGUAAAUCUGCGGGAUGAUGGAGACAGCUAUGGUUUCAUCACCUACCGCUAUACUUGUGAUGCUUUUGCUGCUCUUGAAAAUGGAUACACUUUGCGCAGGUCGAAUGAACCUGACUUUGAGCUGUACUUUUGUGGACGCAAGCAAUAUUUCAAGUCUAACUAUGCAGACCUAGAUUCACACUCAGAUGAUUUUGAUCCUGCUUCUACCAAGAGCAAGUAUGACUCUCUGGAUUUUGAUAGUUUACUGAAAGAGGCGCAGAGAAGCCUACGCAGGUAACAAGCCCACAGGCCGAGGAGAAUGGAGGGAUGGUGAAUACCUCACAGGACAUCACGUCCUUCAAUAAGGACUCUUGAAAGUCAUACUUAGGAAUUUAUCCUACUUUACACUCUCUGUACAAAAAUUUUAAAAAAAAGGUUUACAUGAACACGGCUGCUGACAAGGGAAGAGGCCAAAGGGACAUCCAGUAAGCACAUGUUUAUCCGUGGGGGUCAGCUUUGCUUUCCCGGGACGACAGCAGUGGUGGUGGUGGCAUUGUGCGUGAGCGCCCGAGCGCGCGUGCCCGCGUGCUUGUGGAUGUGCGUGUGUGUCUUUGUGUUUGGGGGGGGGUGAGGGUACGAGCGAUGACCGGCAAGAGUGCAAAUGCGAACCACUUGAAGCGACAGCAGUUCCAUAGAGAGACACUUAAAACCUUAGAACUUCAAAAUGUCCGUGCUGUAUCUAAAAAGAAAAAAAAAAAAAAAAAAGGAAAAAAAAGCAAACCAACUGCAGAUCACCCUAUACUGACCACGGGUGAUGCCUGGGCUUCAGAUGCUGAGUUCUUGCUUUUUAGAAAGAGAAAACACAAACAAACACAACCUUCUCUGGUAUUGUAAUGAUGUGACAAUCCUGAGGAAACAAGAGGUCCCACAGACCUAAAGUCCUCUCUCUCUCUCUCUCUCUCU
Messenger RNA from Gracilinanus agilis (Agile Gracile Mouse Opossum), 3122 nucleotides. It is a transcript of the gene PPARGC1A, whose product is annotated as PPARG coactivator 1 alpha. Gene Ontology annotation, biological process: positive regulation of transcription by RNA polymerase II. NCBI's taxonomy places the organism in Eukaryota, Metazoa, Chordata, Mammalia, Didelphimorphia, Didelphidae. Gene Ontology annotation, molecular function: transcription factor binding; RNA binding. The coding region runs from base 70 to 2457 and encodes 795 amino acids. The transcript is spliced from 13 exons. Gene Ontology annotation, cellular component: nucleus. The record is from RefSeq and is a predicted model, not a curated record.